CCUCUUGCUUGCUGCAUGUCCAUUAUGCUGCCUUGGUUACUCGGGUUACUCGAUGUUUAGCCAGUAGCCAUCUCAUCGAGAACUAAAGUGUACCCAGUCGUAACCACAGCGAGCUAGCCAAGAAACCCCCGAAAGAUUCAGCAGUGUUGGUCGCUUGACUGCUUCUGAGUUCGUUUUCACCAUCAACUAGACUAGAUCUAAUCAAGAUCUCACAAUUUCAACUUCUCUCCUCUCCCAAAAGGCAUCACAAAACGAAGUAAAGCAUCGAGAUACCAUGGCUACCCUCACGUUGAUUCCCUCCAAUGAUAUCAUUGCCACCACCGUCGACAUGGUGAAUCCUUGUGCCACCAUCACGACUACAGCUGUUACCCCCAAGAGCAUGAGAAGAAGUAUUCGCUUUGAUGAAGAUCCCGUGUCGGAUAUCUUCAUUGUCAACCGCAUCUGCGAGAGUCUCAUCUUGACCAUGUUCUACCAACCAGAAGACUUUGCUCGUUUCCGCUACGAGCGAAAUAUUGAAAUGAUGGAGCUGCAGCAACAGCAGGGUGGACGAAGGCGAUUCCCCCAGCGUUGCAGCAUGGACCUAGUGAGGAACAACAUGGCCGUCCCCGCUGCUCCUCCUCGAGAGGUCGAUCCUUUGAGGGUCAAGAUUCAGCGCCCCAAGUCAACACGAGGCAUAUCUCCUGUGCGCUCUUCUACUGGGCGUUCCGCGUCUCCUGUACAGAAUGGACGACAGCUCUCUCCACUCCGCCCCUGUUCUCGUAGACGUCCACAGACGCAUUCUCGACCUAAAAACAGCGGCGGCAAGCGACCCAUGGCCUUGGCUGCCUAAUUUAAUUGCUCAUUCGCCGACCAAUCUUUGCUGAUCUCCAGCCAGUACCGUACACAGUGUAGUAACCAAUGAUUUGGGUCGUCAGGAAACGGGGACGAAACUUGAACAAAACAUCUCAACUCAUUCAUAUGGGACGUCGAGGUGCUCUUUUGUAAACAGAAAAUAAAAUACGUAGACAACAUCCUUUUCUAG
This is a messenger RNA of Seminavis robusta, 1021 nucleotides long. Lineage: Eukaryota; Bacillariophyta; Bacillariophyceae; Naviculales; Naviculaceae. The record is from the annotation of a GenBank genome assembly.